AUGGCCGAGGGUAUCGACAGAAAUGCAGACGAGCGCAUGGAGUUCUCAACUUCGAAAGAAGUGACAGUCGCCCCAACCUUUGAGGACAUGCACCUCAAAGAAAACCUCCUCCGUGGAAUUUAUGCGUACGGCUAUGAAUCGCCCUCAGCAGUUCAGUCUCGAGCGAUCGUGCAGAUCUGCAAAGGAAGAGACACCAUUGCGCAGGCGCAGUCAGGCACAGGCAAAACCGCGACCUUUGCCAUCAGCAUUCUUCAAAUCAUCGAGACUUCCGUCCGUGAGACACAAGCUCUAGUCUUGUCCCCGACCCGCGAACUAGCGACGCAGAUCCAAAGCGUCAUUAUGGCCCUCGGAGACUACAUGAAUGUACAAUGUCACGCCUGUAUCGGCGGCACAAACGUGGGUGAAGACAUUAGAAAACUGGAUUAUGGACAACAUGUGGUGUCGGGUACGCCUGGGCGAGUGGCAGACAUGAUUCGAAGAAGGAAUCUCCGCACACGACACAUCAAGAUGCUGGUCCUGGACGAAGCAGAUGAAUUGCUCAAUCGCGGCUUCAGAGAACAGAUCUACGACGUCUACCGAUAUCUCCCUCCUGCCACGCAAGUUGUGGUCGUCUCUGCGACCCUUCCCUACGAUGUCUUAGACAUGACCACGAAAUUCAUGACCGAUCCCGUCCGCAUCCUGGUUAAACGUGAUGAGCUUACGCUCGAAGGCCUCAAGCAAUAUUUCAUUGCUGUGGAGAAAGAGGAAUGGAAAUUUGACACAUUGUGCGACCUCUACGACACGCUUACCAUCACACAGGCAGUGAUUUUCUGCAACACUCGUCGCAAGGUCGAUUGGCUUACCGACAAGAUGCGCGAGGCAAACUUUACAGUCAGCAGCAUGCACGGCGAGAUGCCACAAAAAGAACGUGACAGCAUCAUGUCCGACUUUAGACAGGGCAACAGUCGAGUCCUCAUCAGUACCGACGUUUGGGCUCGUGGGAUCGACGUCCAGCAAGUCAGUCUUGUCAUCAACUACGACCUGCCCAGCAAUCGUGAGAAUUACAUCCACAGAAUCGGACGUAGCGGGAGAUUCGGUCGCAAGGGCGUGGCGAUCAACUUCGUCACUAGUGAAGACGUCCGCAUUCUGCGGGAUAUCGAGCUUUACUAUUCCACGCAGAUUGAUGAGAUGCCCAUGAACGUUGCCGAUUUGUUGACUUAA
Messenger RNA from Fonsecaea pedrosoi CBS 271.37, 1200 nucleotides. RefSeq names its product ATP-dependent RNA helicase fal1. NCBI's taxonomy places the organism in Eukaryota, Fungi, Ascomycota, Eurotiomycetes, Chaetothyriales, Herpotrichiellaceae. Gene Ontology annotation, cellular component: catalytic step 2 spliceosome; nucleolus. Gene Ontology annotation, molecular function: ATP binding; RNA helicase activity; mRNA binding. Bases 1 to 1200 code for a protein of 399 amino acids. The transcript is spliced from 3 exons. The record is from RefSeq and is a predicted model, not a curated record.